AUGAGGUGUACGCUCUUGCUGCUGGUUCUAUCCCUGGCUCUCUUCUCCUCCGCGGAAGCCUCACGUGUUAGAGAUGGAUGCAAAAGCUCGAUAAAGAAGUACGGGAAAUGCUUGAAGAAAGGAUUCGUGUCAAAUCUUGGAUGCAAGUACAACUCAAAGAAAACGUUGAAAGGCAAGAAAAACAAAAAGUGUAAAAAGAUAGAGACGACAGCUAAAGAUUGUGGCAUGAGUUGCGCAAUGGCGGCAAUUGAUGGUGGGUGGAGUGACUUUGGAGAUUGGUCUGAAUGCGAUGCUGUAUGUGGCGGAGGAUCUCAGGAAAGGAAAAGGACCUGUACUAACCCUGCACCUGAAAAUAGUGGAUCUGAAUGCCAGGGAGAUGAUUCAGAAAACCAAGAUUGUAACACACAAGGAUGUCCAGUUGAUGGUGGGUGGAGUGACUUUGGAGAUUGGUCUGAAUGCGAUGCUGUAUGUGGUGGAGGAUCUCAGGAAAAGAAGAGGACCUGUACUAACCCUGCACCUGAAAAUGGUGGAGCUGAAUGCCAGGGAGAUGAUUCAGAAAACCAAGAUUGUAACACACAAGGCUGUCCAAUUGAUGGUGGGUGGAGUGACUUUGGAGAUUGGUCUGAAUGCGAUGCUGUAUGUGGUGGAGGAUCUCAGGAAAAGAAGAGGACCUGUACUAACCCUGCACCUGAAAAUGGUGGAGCUGAAUGCCAGGGAGAUGAUUCCGAAAACCUAGAUUGUAACACACAAGGCUGUCCAAUUGAUGGUGGGUGGAGUGACUUUGGAGAUUGGUCUGAAUGCGAUGCUGUAUGUGGUGGAGGAUCUCAGGAAAAGAAGAGGACCUGUACUAACCCUGCACCUGAAAAUGGUGGAGCUGAAUGCCAGGGAGAUGAUUCAGAAAGCCAAGAUUGUAACACACAAGGCUGUCCUCCUGCCCAGUUGAAGUUUGUCUCUGCCGUUCAAGAUAGUACUAAUCAUGGGGGAGUUGCAAACCGUGCUUUUGACGGUAACACUGCAGGUGCCUGGCCUAGCAAGUAA
This is a messenger RNA of Bolinopsis microptera, 1038 nucleotides long. Its product is annotated as coadhesin-like. Bases 1 to 1038 code for a protein of 345 amino acids. The transcript has a single exon. The record is from RefSeq and is a predicted model, not a curated record. NCBI's taxonomy places the organism in Eukaryota, Metazoa, Ctenophora, Tentaculata, Lobata, Bolinopsidae.